Molecule: messenger RNA, 417 nt
Organism: Dovyalis caffra
Lineage: Eukaryota; Viridiplantae; Streptophyta; Magnoliopsida; Malpighiales; Salicaceae
Source: the annotation of a GenBank genome assembly
AUGAUAAUCCACUGCAGCAUUACACGACCAGUAGAUGCUACUGCCAAAAUAAGCACCUCCAUUGAGGCAGACAACCACGCAGGAGGGCAAUGCAGAUUUUUGUCAGUUUUCAAUGAUGCCAUACCAAAAUUCAUGAAGAAUAGAGGGAAACAAAUACCUAAGAGUGGUUCUGGGUCUGCAUCCCGUACCACUGCACUCCUCUAUGCAAUCAUACGAGGUGAUGGGUUGGAUCUGGAGCAAGCAACAAGUUCAAUAUGUCAAUCUAAAUUGCAGGAGAACAAUCAGAGAUCACAAAGAGACGGUACAAAAUGCAAAAUACUCGAUCAGUUUCAUUGUGUGAGUUUCAACACUCUUUUCCCAGAGUAUGCACCAUUUAGCAAAACCAUGACAGCUCAAAGACUUCAGACAAACACAUAA